Cannabis sativa is the source of this 1804-nucleotide messenger RNA. RefSeq lists its product as uncharacterized. Lineage: Eukaryota; Viridiplantae; Streptophyta; Magnoliopsida; Rosales; Cannabaceae. The record is from RefSeq and is a predicted model, not a curated record. The transcript is spliced from 2 exons. Bases 388 to 1326 code for a protein of 312 amino acids.
AAUUAUAUUUUUACAUAUUUUUUUGUGUAUUUCUAAAAUAGAGAAAAGGAAGGAAGUGAAAAUUCUUUCUUUUUGGGAAAAUAGAUUGAAAAAAACUAUUUUUUUUAAUCUUCCUAGGUUUUUAGUUAUUUAAACUAUUUGUUAAUUUUUUAAAAAUUCUUAAGAAAACGAGUUAUGUAAUAAUAUUUAAAUCUUAUUUUUUUUUGGUAAAAUAUUCAAAAUUUGUAAAACUUUAAUAGAAAAAAAAAAAGGUGAAAAAAGUUCAUAUUUUAUCAAAAUCAUGGCAGAAUAGUAUUGCUUAAAAAAAAACAAUUAUUAGUUUUUUUCGUAAGAAGAAGAAGAAGAAGAAUCUGAACCAGAAAGAAGAAGAAGAAGAAACGAUCAUCAAUGGCGACAGCUCUGGUAUACCAAAUGUUCUCAUCAUCAGCUUUACUUUCACUAGGCGUAUAUCACAUGGCUUCCUCCACUCGUCUCCACCUCAAAUCCCCCCAAUCCUACUCCGCCAAACCCUUCCACCCAUUCCCACCUUCCUCCUCCUCCUCCUCCUCUCAUCCCCGCCUCAAACACCUCCAGCUCUACCUAAUCCUCGCAUGUCUACUCCUCUCCUUCGCUCACAACACAAUCUCCUCCUUCGAUUCCGAUCCACUCCUCAAAGGCCGAACCCCCGUCCACCGCUUCACCUCCCUCCAAUCCGCUGCAAUCUCCGCCCUGUUCUUCAUCCUAACCCUAACUCUCCUCCUCUCCGAUUCCUUCCCUUCCUUUCUCCCUCUUCCUUCCGAUCUUUUCUUCGCAAUCGCCGCUGCACUCUUCUUCCUUCUCUCCUCACUCUCCGCUUCCUCCGCUUCGCUCCAAACCUCCGAUCUCCAAGCCAAAUGCGAUUCCGUCUCGGCUCGUACUUCCGCUUUGGCUUCGAUUCUCUCUAUAACGCUAGCUUGUAACCCUAGACUGUUUGUCGCUGAUUUAGGGCUCGGUGCGACCGUUUGUCUCCACGGAUUGUGGAUGCUUCAGACUGGUCUCUCGCUGUACGUUGAGGCAUUCAUACCGGAAGGUUGUCACCGGUUGUUGGACGUUGUUAGCGGCGUUGAAGGCUCCACUAAAUGCGAUUUGCAGGAAUCGAGCUUGAGAGCUGCGGCGGUUCUGGAUCUGGCGUUUUUGGUUCAUGUGCUGUUUGUUUUUGUGAUUGUUAUGGUGACUUAUGCUCUGGUUUCGAAGAGUGUUGGGGUUAGGAGAAUGGGUUCGUAUGAAGCUUUGCCUACUGUUAGUUCUACUACUCCACUUGAUCAUAAUCACAUUCAGAUGAAAUCCAUGGCUGGUAACCAAGCUUAGCCUUUCUCCCCAGAAAUUGAAGAAGAAGAAGAAGAAAGCUAUGAACUUUUUGUUUCAAGAGGAAGCUGAGGAGGAUAAUGGUGAAGGUAAAGGUUUCUUAUUCUUGAGUUCUCGCAACAACAAACGAGGAAAAAAAUGAUGGUGAUCAGAGCUUUUUCUUUGCUGCCCUUUCAGAACAUGUACAUCUACGAUUGAACACACAAUUUUUGGUGAAUCCCACUCAGUCAUUCAGAGUUACCAGUGGUAUAAAUUUCAAGCUUUGAUAUGCCCUUGUGAGAAAUUAAAAAAAAAAAAGAAAGAAAAUUAACAUCUAAUAGAUACAUACAAAAGGGCUGUUUUAGCUUGUGCUUUGUUUUGCCUUUGUGUGUCUCUGGAUUUUAAAUGCUGUGUAUUGAUGAGUAUGAUGAUAAUUGCUGUUUUGUUCAGUUAACAAAAGAAGAGAAUUUGACAUGAAAUUUAUUAUUGAUUUGCUUGGGAA